Neltuma alba is the source of this 1538-nucleotide messenger RNA. RefSeq names its product probable protein S-acyltransferase 17. Gene Ontology annotation, cellular component: Golgi apparatus; endoplasmic reticulum. Bases 137 to 1306 code for a protein of 389 amino acids. The record is from RefSeq and is a predicted model, not a curated record. The transcript has 10 exons. Gene Ontology annotation, molecular function: protein-cysteine S-palmitoyltransferase activity. Gene Ontology annotation, biological process: peptidyl-L-cysteine S-palmitoylation; protein targeting to membrane. NCBI's taxonomy places the organism in Eukaryota, Viridiplantae, Streptophyta, Magnoliopsida, Fabales, Fabaceae.
UGGUCCUGGUGCAUAAAUUUCAUUUCCUUUACCUGCUUUGGAUUCUUGGAAAUUGAUUGAAUCAUGGGUGUUGCCAUUUGAAAACUAUCUGGAGCUCGAAAUCGCGCAGUCAUUUCAGGCAUCGGAGGAGUCUGCGAUGGAGGUAGAGUGGAUUUUGCUAUGCCAUGGGAUGGUGACUCUGGCACUGGUGGUCUCCUUACUCUGCGGUCAAUGGCCCAUCUUCCAGGGCACCAUCGUCGAACGGCUACACUACUUCCUUACGUUCGGCGCCUACGAUUACUUCCUGCGUUUCGUUCGGGCAGUUUUUUGCUCUAAGUGUACGGAUGCGAUUCUUUCUGUGGAAUAUUACUGCUGCAAUCGGCCCAAUCCAAUCCUGCAGAUCCUAUAUCUUGUGAUAAUCAGCAUAACAUAUUAUUUAAUCGUAAAGUUUUCCUUUCCCUAUAUUCCUAGCUACUAUUUAAGUGGAAUUCACAGGUACGCAAGCUUGCUGGCAGUUGCGGUUGGAGUUCUGCUCUUUCUAUUGACCAGCUUUUCUGAUCCAGGAAUAAUAAACGUUGGCAAUGUUUCUCAGCAUCUUUCUUCCUACCCAUAUGAUAAUAUGAUUUAUUCAGAGAAAGAGUGUCCAACGUGCAAAAUUCCAAAACCUGCUAGGUCCAAGCACUGCAGCAUUUGUGACCGUUGUGUGGCACGCUUUGACCAUCACUGUGGAUGGAUGGUUCAUAAUCUAACAAACAAUUGCAUUGGGGAGAGAAAUACUCGGUAUUUCAUGGCUUUUCUUUUCUGGCAUUUCCUACUAUGCCUGUAUGGAACAGUUGCCAUUGGUCUGAUUGUUGCGGGGAAACUACAAGAACUGAGAAUUGUACAUAUUCUAACAGUUUAUUAUGGAGUGGAGAAAUCUUUUCUGGGUUUAGCUCCUCAUAUUGCACAGUGGUUGCUGGGAUCCUACGACACUCAAAUACUUAUUAUGGUGUUCCUCUCUAUCGUCGGAAUGCUACUGUUUGGUUUUUUUGGUUACCAUGCAAAGCUCUGCCUCAGCAACACUACCACUAACGAGACCUUUAAAUGGCAAGAGUGCAUUAGUCGGCAGAGGAAGCUAAAUGAAGCAGAUUCCUGUGAUGCAUUCCCAAGAGCAAGUACGAGUGGUACGAGCAAAUGGGAAGCCUUUUUCCGAAGAUCAUCUCCUGAUGAAGUGGAUGUUCCGAAGAAUAAUAUUUAUGACAGAGGAUUCAUUCACAAUGUGCAGGAAGUUAUUUUCCCCCAUUCUACAAGACGGUCAUUUAUUGGAACUAAAUCCAAGCCUGGCUAAGACGUAAUCGAUCUUAACAUGCGUCUUGUGACACAUUAAAUUAUUAAAAUUCUUAUUCGCUUGUAGUUAUAGAUUUAUAAUUGUCCCGAAGGUUGUAGUAUUUAUGUAUGAGUAAUAAAUUCUUGGUAAAAUUUUGUAAUGUUAAAUUAGUAAAAGCAUAACUUACAGUAGCCGUAUGACAUCUCAACUGUCAUUAAUAUUUAGCCCAUUUUGAUUUGAUUAUUUGUCAGUA